UUAGAACCGAUGUAUGCAUCUUUUUUUGAGUAGAUAUUAUUGAAAUGAAAAGAGGCAUAAAUUGUUUCCAUGUUAUCUGACAAUUUUCUGUCUGUUCAGGAAAGAGGAAUUUUGAAGGAAGCAAACUUGGAGAAGAAGGAUCUUCAAGCACCAUUGACAGAAACAACCUUUCCAGGACCCCAAGGUGGAAAUUCAUUGAGGAAACAUCGGAAUGUAGAAAUAAACGAAAUCAGUGACCAUGGAUCAGAUACAGAACACUUCAAGAUCAACCACAAACCAUCAAGACUUCUAACUCGAAGAAAUCAAAAGGAUCAGCGGAAACAAGAUUUCUUCUGGUACUCCACAAAAAACGUAAUGUUCCUAUGCAUCAGAAAAUGACAUUUCCAUCACUGACGGAGAAAGGUCAAGACA
Hibiscus syriacus is the source of this 411-nucleotide messenger RNA. RefSeq lists its product as uncharacterized. The record is from RefSeq and is a predicted model, not a curated record. The coding region runs from base 70 to 378 and encodes 102 amino acids. Lineage: Eukaryota; Viridiplantae; Streptophyta; Magnoliopsida; Malvales; Malvaceae. The transcript has 3 exons.